Molecule: messenger RNA, 1146 nt
Organism: Insectozyma verbasci
Lineage: Eukaryota; Fungi; Ascomycota; Pichiomycetes; Serinales; Debaryomycetaceae
Source: the annotation of a GenBank genome assembly
AUGUCAUCUAAAAUACAAUGCAUAAGAAAUAUAAGUAGAAUAAGAAAUAUAAAUAGAAUAAAAAUACAGAGAUACCUACAUGUGAAUAGUAUACUAAAUCAACAAAUAAAGAAAGGUGCUAGACUAAAAAACUUAUUUAAAAAAUUUGAAAAAGAACCAAAAUUCUUUGAUUUUGAAACCAAGGUAAAAAACCAACAAGAUGAAAUAAUGAAAAUUGAUCAAAAUCCAAUAGAUACAGAAGAAUCAAAGACGGAAAGAUUUUCCGAAAUUGAUGGUUUUCAUAAAUUAAGUCAGUUCAUACAAGAAGCAUACCCAAAGAAACAAAAAGAGGAUAAUAAUUUCAUUGAUUCAAUUUUAAAUACGGAGAAUUCAAAAUCAGCAAUCAAGUCAUUGGAUAUAGAUAUAAAGAAUAAAUUAGAUGAGAAAUGUAAAGAGGCGUUAAACCCAACAAUAGAGUUCCUAGAUUCCAUACCCAACUCGUUAGAAUUAUACAAAUGUCUAUCAAGUUUUUUUAAUCAAACAAGCAAGUUAUUAGAAGAUCACAAGAGCUUCAACAUAAUUUAUCUACCAGAACUAUCAAAUAAAGAAUGGUCAAGUGUCCAUGAUGAUCUAAUUGAGAGAAUUGCAACUCAAUCAACAGAAUAUCCAAAAGAGCCGUUAAUCAACGUUUUAACAAUUCCAAUCAUACUCAAUUUCAGUUUAAAGAAAAUUGGAUUCCGUUUUUAUAAUGGUCCAUUAGCUAUGUCUAUAUUCAAUCAAUUAAAAUCAAACGUCCCAUUGUAUUUCAUUUCAUGUAAUCAACAAACCUACAAUGAAAUAUUAAGAAUCGUAUGGAUAUACUAUGGAAUUAUAGAUUUAUAUCAAUUUGAAAAGAAGUUUACUGAGAUGAAAAUCAUGGGAUAUGAGGGUGAUGUCACCACGUUCCAUAUUUUAAAAGUUGUAAUUGAUGAGUAUAAUGGUUUAAGACAUGGGAAAUCUGAUUUUAACAAGUAUGGUACUGAGAUUCAACCAAUAGAGAAUAUAGAUCGUGAAAGAUUUUUGAGACAUGAGUUUAUAAACUUGAAGCAUAGAUUGAAUAAAGGUGAUGAAGAAGAAGAAGAUACUGCUGCUGAAGCAAAAGCAUUAUUAAAAGCCUUGAGUCUAUAA